AUGCGAGGCGAAGGCGGAUCCGGAUCAGGGUCCAAGGCUGAGGGCACUGGCGAGGAGAUCCGUGGGAGCGACGACGACGACAACAUGACGCCGGCCCAGUCUCGAAGGAAGGCCCAGAACCGUGCUGCGCAACGCGCAUUCCGCGAACGCAAAGAAAAGCACGUCAAAGACCUCGAGUCCAAGCUCGCCAGCCUCGAAGCUGCCCAGAAAGAAGCCGCCAGCGAAAAUGAGCGCCUCCGACGAGACCUGCAGAGAAUGUCGACCGAAAACGAGAUCCUCCGGGCCACCUCCGCCGCCAACCAGAACCAGAGCGGCUCGCACUCCCCCGAGCCCAUCACGACCGGCCCCAUGACUUACACGCCCACCGACUUCUACACAAACGUGCUCCAGGGCCACAACAACAGGGGGCCCCCGCAUCGCAUCGUCACCUCUGACGACGGCCACAGGCUGUUCGCCGCCGGUGCUGCUUGGGAUUAUCUCCUGGAGCACUCGUUGUAUAAGCGUGGGCUGGUGGAUGUCAGCAAGGUGGCCGAGUACCUGAGGCAAGUGGCCAAGUGUGAUGGGCAGGGACCUGUCUUCUCCGAACGAGACAUCAACUAUGCCAUUGAGCAGAGCGUUGCCAGUGGCUCGGAUGAUCUCUUGUAG
Messenger RNA from Trichoderma citrinoviride, 645 nucleotides. Its product is annotated as basic-leucine zipper transcription factor-like protein. Gene Ontology annotation, molecular function: DNA-binding transcription activator activity, RNA polymerase II-specific; transcription cis-regulatory region binding. Gene Ontology annotation, cellular component: RNA polymerase II transcription regulator complex. Bases 1 to 645 code for a protein of 214 amino acids. The record is from RefSeq and is a predicted model, not a curated record. NCBI's taxonomy places the organism in Eukaryota, Fungi, Ascomycota, Sordariomycetes, Hypocreales, Hypocreaceae. The transcript has 2 exons.